Blastomyces dermatitidis ER-3 is the source of this 2121-nucleotide messenger RNA. RefSeq lists its product as uncharacterized. The record is from RefSeq and is a predicted model, not a curated record. NCBI's taxonomy places the organism in Eukaryota, Fungi, Ascomycota, Eurotiomycetes, Onygenales, Ajellomycetaceae. The transcript has 2 exons. Gene Ontology annotation, biological process: mRNA processing. Gene Ontology annotation, cellular component: exon-exon junction complex. The coding region runs from base 1 to 2121 and encodes 706 amino acids. Gene Ontology annotation, molecular function: mRNA binding.
AUGGCUCCUCAUCGAAGAAGCCGGAUUCCUAGCCGGAGGAGAAGGGGGGAUGAUGGGGAUGAAGACGGCUCACUAAACGAGGAUUUGGAGGAUGAUUCUCUGAGCGAAGGAACUAUUUCAGCACACGAGGAUGUCGAUGCCGAUGAAGAAGAGAGCGAUCUGAGUGAAAAGGAUGCAACAGCUAGGCCAAAGGAAAUACCAGCAACAAAUGGCCGGGCGCGAGUUACAGGUCGCUCUGAAGGCGAUGAGGCUCAACUGAGAGGCAAAUCGACAACUGCCGUCGGACGACUCUUUGGGGCAACAGUAUCGGAUACCGAGAUUAUGCUGAACGGGCUGAAGUUGUCUGAGGGACCGGAAGGCAUCGAGGAAAUCCACUUUGAUGACACGAAGGAAGAGCUAGAUAAUUCUGUCGCCACCCCAAAAUCCGCGAACAACAAGGGAUCGAGGGGGGGGACGCUUGCAGAGAGGAGGCGGCGUGAGCAUGAGGAAUACAUCAAGGAACGGGAGUCGAAUCCAGCUUUCGUGCCUACUCGGGGUGGGUUCUUCCUUCAUGACAAGCGGAAUACUGAUUCCCCGCCAAAUGGCUAUCGGCCACCAUACAAUAACAAUACGAAUAACAAACCGAAGACUCGCCCCCAUGGUCUCAUUGUUGAUAGCAAUGCUGCAAGACGCCCUGCUGCAAAACCGGACGUAACUGCUGAGCAGUGGGCGCAUGAUCUACACGAAACCGUUGUCCAAGACACUCGCUCGGUACCAUCCACUUCCGCGGCCGUUCCCAAUAAAAUUCCUUUCCCACAUCCCCCAAGACCUGUCUCCACAGCUCCUCGAUCAUCUCCUCAAAACCGCUCCUUCUCUAGCAUUAUCCUGGUGGGCAAUGUUCCUGUCAUAGUGUUUCUCCCGGGCAUGAAAGCCCCUAUCCCAUACUCCGCCGUACCUAAAAGACAACACACCUGCCUCCCCAAGCAUCGACCCCCUCUUCGUCGUGAUAAACCUGUUAGAAUAUCUUUACCAGGACAGCCGCCCCGAUACAUAUUCCCCGACCCGGAGCGGUCCUUUAUUUUUAUCCCACGAGCAUUAAGACCAAAUCAACAAUACCGACAACGAGGUCGUGGAGGCUUCUACGGGGGUGGUGGUAGGAGAACGAGUAUUUACGGAGGGAGUAUAUAUACGCCAAGCGUGGCCAUGAGUCGCAGAUCAUCUGUCGGCAGGGGAACUGAUGUCAUCAACUCUCCUGCCGGCUCUGUCAUUUCUCGCCUUGGUGUUAUGCCUGGUGAAGGUGGGAAACCGGUAGUACGGCUACCACCUUCAAUUAGACCUCCUGUUGGGCCAGGUUUUGUUCCACACCAUGGCGUUGCCCCCCAUAUGAAUGCCGCUCACCCUCCACCAUACUCGAUGCCGCCACCCCCUGAAUUCCGUGAAAACCGGCCGACACAUAACAUCCCAAUGCAUCAGCCGCGACCACAGAAGACAGUCUCAGUUGCUGAUAUCGAAUCUCCUGUUUCAUACCCAUUCAACCCAUCUCAACAGCAACAGGAGCAACCUUUCCAUCACCAGGUUCCACAGCCGGUUAAUGGAGCGUUCAUGCCUGAUUCCGCCAUGUAUACUCCCCAUGCGCGACAACCCUCACAUGUCUCUCAGGCGUCUGCAACACCUCUGUCUCAGAUCCCAGAGCGUGCCAUCCACGCUCAACCGUUCCAGCCAUAUCCUUACCAACAACCCCAACCAUAUUAUACCGAGGCUGGCUAUCAACCUGCCCCUGUAUUCUAUCCCGCAACAAACCCAGAGUAUCCAACCUACAACGCUCCCGCUCAGCCCGGCCAUCCUCCAGCUUAUGGGCCCCAACAAAUGCCUUACUCCAUGCCUCCGCACCAACCACCUACUAGUGACCUAGCGCAAACGCAGUCCGGCACCGUUGCGCAUGAGUCAAACGGCACCGUAUAUUACUACGAUACGUCACAAGUGGCAGGCCUCACAUACCCGCAGCAGCAGAACGAAGUGUACUCUGCACCGCCUCAGAGAGCGCCGCAGGGAGGUGUAGUUGGUAUGGGAGGCAUGAUGACACCACCGGGAACGACUUAUUACUACCCUCAACCUCAAAAUGGGACAGUAUAUUAUGCAUGA